This is a messenger RNA of Lodderomyces pseudojiufengensis, 285 nucleotides long. RefSeq lists its product as uncharacterized. NCBI's taxonomy places the organism in Eukaryota, Fungi, Ascomycota, Pichiomycetes, Serinales, Debaryomycetaceae. The record is from RefSeq and is a predicted model, not a curated record. The transcript has a single exon. The coding region runs from base 1 to 285 and encodes 94 amino acids.
AUGUCUUCAACAAUUAAAAAUCAUGAAAAAAUAUCCAAAACAAGAGUUAUAAAUGCAUCAAUAUUAACUAUAAUUUCAAUUUUAUUAUUUAUAGAAUUAUUAUAUCAUUUAAAAUGGAGUAUCAAAAUUAUUUAUAAUCAAUCAUUUGGAAAUCAAUUAAAUAAUUUAAUUUAUGGUUUAGGAUCAUUAUUAGCAAAUUUUGGUUUAAGUGUUAGCUUUUUAAAAUGGUUAAAUCAAAAGAUAUUAGUAGAUAAAAUUGAAGAAGAUUAUAAGAAAUAUAUAUGA